Galdieria sulphuraria is the source of this 961-nucleotide messenger RNA. Its product is annotated as carboxymuconolactone decarboxylase. The record is from RefSeq and is a predicted model, not a curated record. The coding region runs from base 237 to 791 and encodes 184 amino acids. NCBI's taxonomy places the organism in Eukaryota, Rhodophyta, Bangiophyceae, Galdieriales, Galdieriaceae. The transcript has a single exon.
UCUCAUCGAUUCUCGCCUUGGGUGGCGAAAAACAACGACGCGUAGUUGGGCGGAUGUUUAUUCCUUAUGUUUCUACGCAUUCGACCACUGACUGACAGGCCCCUUACUAAACUGGUUGAAACGCUUUAUCCGUAAUAUAGAAGGGAACAACACUUAGCUUGUUUCUCAGUAGGAUAACACUGUAAUAACUUGGUGGUUGGAACCGAGUGACCGUGUAGAGUGGUUCAUAUUCUUCUAUGCCGUUAUUUCCAUCACUCACUGAAGAGUCCGGUGUUCUCUCUUGUCUUGUCCACUAUAGGAGAGAUGUAGCAGGUCCCCUAAUAGAACUACAUGAAAGAAUAUUACGCGGUCCUUCGGUCCUAACCUCUCUUCAAAGAGAACUCAUUGGUGCUUUUGUAUCUGCCGUGAAUCGUUGUGAUUAUAGUACUGCUAUUCGGAUAAGUGUAGCAAGAGGUUUAGGGGCUAACGAUCAACUUUGUGAACAGCUAUUAUCUCCCCUUGCAGACAACGUGGAUGAAUUGAAUAUCGAACCAGAAAUGAAGCCCUUACUAUGGUAUGUUCGGAAACUAACCCUUAGACCAGAAACAUUACAAAGAGCUGAUGUUGAAGCCGUAUUAUCGGCUGGUUGGGAUGAGCAAGUACUAAUGGAUGCAAUGCUAGUUUGUUGCCUCUACAAUUUUAUGGACCGUUUGUCCUCGGGCAUUGGAUUAUCGAAACCAGAAACUAUCAAUCCUGCUAAUCUUGAUAUAUUGGUGAGAAGGGGCUAUCGAUCUAUUUUAGAUGAUUUGUAAAAGUCGAAAGUUUUGAAAGUUCUUACGAUUCGGAAACAUAGUAUUAGCGCCAAAUAAUGUAUCUAUUUUAUUUUCGGUAUAAAGGACAUUACACUUUCAUGUUAUUCUCUUGUGUUGAGUAUGAAUAGAAUAAUGACAUAGACAAGCAACCAGUUUAACAAACUUAACAU